CACCUGACUACCCCUUGAAUAAACUGUUUGGAUUCAUGAAGACCCAUAAGUGGGAAGAACUAACAUUAGCAAACAAGCUAGCUAGCUAACUUACUAACUAUUGCUGACCCCCGUAGGACCAACUGAGAACUUGCCUCUUGGUGGUACUAAACCGUGCAGUGCACGUGGGACGUGUUGUGUUGAAUAAAGCGCGCCGCUAUCUGACUGUGGAACAUUGUUUUCCCGUGUGCCCCGUGUUCGUGUUCCAUCGGCUGAGAAGAACGGAGAUGGCUCUUGUGGACAAACAUAAAGUCAAGAGACAGAGGUUGGAUCGCAUAUGUGAAGGCAUCCGCCCCCCAAUCCUGAACGGGCCCAUGCACCCCCGGCCCCUGGUGGCCCUGCUGGACGGGCGGGACUGCACCGUGGAGAUGCCUGUCCUCAAGGACGUGGCCACAGUCGCCUUCUGUGACGCCCAAUCCACCCAGGAGAUCCACGAGAAGGUGUUGAACGAGGCUGUGGGGGCUCUGAUGUACCACACCAUCACACUGUCCCGUGACGACCUGGACAAAUUCAAGGGCCUGCGCAUCAUCGUCAGGAUUGGAAGCGGCUACGACAACGUGGACAUCAAGGCUGCUGCUGAGCUGGGCAUCGCGGUGUGUAACGUGCCCGCCACGUCUGUGGAGGAGACGGCUGACACGUCCCUCUGUCUGAUCCUCAACCUGUACCGGAGGGUCACCUGGAUGCACCAGGCCCUGCGCGAGGGCACUCGCGCCUCCAGCGUGGAGCAGAUCAGGGAGGUGGCUGGGGGCGCUGCCCGCAUCAGAGGAGAGACGCUGGGCAUCAUCGGGCUGGGCCGUGUGGGUCAGGCGGUAGCCUUGCGUGCUAAGGCUUUUGGUUUCAACGUGAUCUUCUAUGACCCGUACCUGCCUGAUGGAGUAGAGCGCUCGCUGGGCCUGCAGCGCAUGGCCACUCUGCAAGACCUGCUCAUCCACUCUGACUGUGUGUCCCUGCACUGCAGCCUCAAUGAGCACAACCACCAUCUCAUCAACGACUUCACCAUCAAACAGAUGCGCCAGGGGGCGUUCCUGGUGAACACAGCCAGAGGGGGUCUGGUGGAUGAGAAGGCCCUGGCCCAGGCCCUGAAGGAGGGCCGGAUACGAGGAGCUGGCCUGGACGUACACGAGGCGGAACCCUUCAGCUUCUCCCAGGGCCCUCUUAAGGAUGCCCCCAACUUGAUCUGCAACCCCCACACCUCCUGGUACAGUGAGCAGGCCUCCCUGGAGGCCCGAGAAGAGGCUGCCAGAGAGGUCCGCCGAGCCAUAACAGGGCGUAUUCCUGAGAGCUUAAAGAACUGUGUCAACAAGGAGUACCUAAUGGCCACGCCCCAGUGGCCCGGCCUGGACGCAGGGGCCGUUCACUCAGAACACAAUGGAGCCUCUGCUUACAGGUUUCCAGCGGGGCUGGUUGGAGUGACUGCCGGCGGCCUGGGGGGUGCUGGAGCUGCAGUGGAAGGCAUCGUAGCAGGCACCCUACCCAUGGCACACGGCAUUGCCCCCGUCUCCAGACCACCACACACCCCCUCACCAGGGCAGCCUUCGAAAGCAGAAACGGACAGAGACAUGCCAACGGACCAGUAGCCCCCUACAUUUGCGUACCCUGAUCCUUAUCCUACGUAGGAACUUGUCACCCCGGCCCCUCAGCUGCCCCCUCAUCCACAACAUUCCUUCGGUGCCCCUCAGUGAUGCAGAUAGACUCUGGUGUGACCCGGCUAUGGUCCCGUCCCACUAAACAGAACUCUUCAAGAGAGACCAGUCUGCCUCCUCCCUCUCUCUAGUGUCUCUCUAUCUUUCUCACCCAGGAAGCAAUAAGUGGAUUACUCAAGGAUUUUUCUCCAGUUUGCUUUUUAACUCUGUGUGUGUCUCUGAUUCUCCUGUAGCUCCGUGUUUUUUGUACAUCUUUUUGUAAACCUGUUUUGUGUUUUUUUUCUUUUAUUGUUUUCUCAUAGCUGUUUGGUAUGUUAAGAAGUAAGGCCAAUCUGAAAUGGAAUUGCCGAUAUGAAUUUCAUUUUCCACAACUAUUUGUUCAAAAACAGUACAGUGGAUUUUAUAAUGUAGGGCUCAAUGCAUUUAUAGUAUCAAAAUAAAAGUGUGGCUCUAG
Messenger RNA from Hypomesus transpacificus, 2136 nucleotides. RefSeq names its product C-terminal-binding protein 2-like. Gene Ontology annotation, molecular function: oxidoreductase activity, acting on the CH-OH group of donors, NAD or NADP as acceptor; transcription corepressor activity; NAD binding. The transcript is spliced from 10 exons. Lineage: Eukaryota; Metazoa; Chordata; Actinopteri; Osmeriformes; Osmeridae. Bases 267 to 1616 code for a protein of 449 amino acids. The record is from RefSeq and is a predicted model, not a curated record.